Messenger RNA from Cottoperca gobio, 5065 nucleotides. RefSeq names its product oxysterol binding protein-like 7 (gene osbpl7). Bases 308 to 2908 code for a protein of 866 amino acids. Lineage: Eukaryota; Metazoa; Chordata; Actinopteri; Perciformes; Bovichtidae. The record is from RefSeq and is a predicted model, not a curated record. Gene Ontology annotation, molecular function: cholesterol binding. The transcript is spliced from 23 exons. Gene Ontology annotation, cellular component: perinuclear endoplasmic reticulum; plasma membrane; cytosol.
UACAGCUCUCCUUGAGAUUUGAAGGGAGCUCGUGUCUCACCGGCAGAGAGGGCACGGCCGGUGAGAUUAUGUGAUCAGAGCUAGUGAUUAUCUGUGAAUGUAACGUAUAGUUUAACCUUUUUUGAGCGGUUUUCGAUGGAAAAACGUUUCUUCUUCGUCGAAAUUGUGUUUCUCUGCAGUUUCUUUUACGCCAAAUGAGACACUUGUUGGAUUUAUCAGGCGCAGAGGACUGCAACAGAUGAUGAGAGUGGGAGGUACAUUUCAGCCGAUCACAACAGGGAUGGGAGUCUGAGGUCUGCGCUCUGAAAUGGAUUCAUACGAGUCAACACUCAACCGCAGCCAAUCGCUGGCGAGCGGCCUGGAGAAGUCUUCACCAACAUGGAAGCCGUCCCACUCUCGGAGCAGUAGCACCGUGUCAUCCCGCCACUCCAGACAGAUUAUCAAAGACUGGGAAGUGAUUGAUGACCUUCAGGCAGAAUCGCAGCAAGGAGGUGACAACCCUCAUGAUAUGACCAUCCCGGGUAUCUGUGAGGGAUAUCUUCUCAAAAGGAGGAAGUGGCCACUAAAAGGUUGGCACAAGCGAUACUUUGUCUUGGAAGCGGGGAAUUUACGUUACUCCAAAAAUCAACAAGAUGUCUCCAUUGGAAGAGUUCAGGGCUCUUUUGAUGUUAGUCUGGCAGUCAUGACGAUAAACAAGAAGUCUAACCGGAUUGACUUGGAUGCAGGGGACAUUCUCUAUCACAUGAAGGCAAACAGCCAUGAACUCUUCUACAUUUGGGUUACUAAGCUACAAGCCCACCGCCUGUACAAGAAGAAUGAGGCGGCUCAUGUUCACAGCAGCUUCCUCCUGACUCUGUCCCAGGGCACUGCGGCCGGACAAGCUCAGAGAAAUGGAGAUUUGAGCUCUGCAGGGAUGGCGUAUUCAGCUGCAUCACCAGUAGGAGUGCUGCCCUCCGCUAACACCGCUGUGAACAGCAAAGUGUCGGCCUGGCUGCAGCAAAGUCACGACCAAGACAUCUGUGUUCAAGAGCUGAAUCGUUGCCAUUUGGAUCUUUCUGAGAUAAACCGCUUAAUCCAGAAGCUGCAGAUGUUGGAGGCAGGCCCGGCUUUCACUAACGGAGACCUAAAGCGCAUCAUCAGCACGCAGAAUAUCUCGCUUGAGAAGCCGAAGAAGCAGAGGUCAGGGAAGAUAUGGGGCCACUCUCGCACAUUAUCCAGAGUGGAGGCCCUGGGAAUGCCUAUUCGUGGGAUUACUAAAUCGCUGUCUUCCAGUCACCUAAGCAGCUCACCUCAACUCGGUGCAUCAGUCCCCUCUAUCCCUGACUACGUCUACUCCCAGCUGUCCCCUCCUACUGUCACAUCACCUGAGGGCAAGAAAAUCCACCAGGACAUCUGCGCCAUGUCGCUACGAGUGCUUGCUUCCUUGAAGACAGUGCAUGAAACUUUGUCCCAGGAGAGGCAGAAGCUGCAGGAAGUCUGGGAAACUAACAACAUCCACCAGUCUAACCUGUUAGCUGAGCCUGCAGCGGCGAGGCGUUCAUCCCACAGGCCUCCCUCAGUGGCAGAUUCAGCUGCGGAGUAUUUUGACGCCAGCGCUGACGUCCUUUGUGGUGGUUCCUCUGAGGUGUCUGAUGAAUCAGGACUCAGUGAUGGAAGCACCACCAACUCUGAGCCAGAGGAAGGUCAUGCAUCGGCCACCCGGAAGUACCGUGCAAGCAUUUCCAGGUCUCCCAACGGCAUUGUUCCCGAGAGCACCGGCCGGCGAACUACACUGCCUGCUCAAUGUCCUGACAACAGCCACGUGGGCCUCAUGGCUAUCCUCUACAACAACAUAGGUAAGGACUUGGCUCGAGUGUCUAUGCCUGUUCCUCUCAAUGAGCCUGUAAACCUGCUGCAGAGGCUGUGUGAAGAGCUGGAGUACAGUGAGCUGCUGGAUAUUGCCAACAACACACCAGACCCCUACCAGAGGAUGGUUUACAUUGCUGCCUUUGCUAUCUCUGGUUACUCCACGGCGAUGUUCAGAAACCACUACAAGCCCUUUAACCCGGUGCUUGGGGAAACCUACGAGUGCGUCAGAGAGGACCGGGGCUUCAGCUACAUCAGUGAGCAGGUCUGCCACCAUCCCCCCAUCUCUGCCUGCCAUGCUCACUCAGAAAACUUCUGCUUUUGGCAAGACCAGCGAUGGAAAAAUAAAUUCUGGGGGAAGUCGUUGGAGAUUCUGCCAACAGGAAUGGUGAAUGUAACUCUUCCAAGGUAUGGAGACCACUAUGAGUGGAACAAAGUAGUGACCUGCAUCCACAACGUCCUCAGUCAGCAGCGCUAUCUGGAGCAUUACGGAGAAGUCACCAUCAGCAACCUCAAAAGCAACGUCUGCACCUGCAAGAUUACCUUCGUAAAGUCUCGUUAUUGGGGUUCAGACAUGAACAAGAAUGAGGUGCAGGGCACGGUGCUGGACCAAAGUGGGAGUGUCAUUCACCGGUUCGGAGGUCUGUGGCAUGAAGGCAUCUUCUGCGACACUCUGCCAAAUCCGAAAUGUGUCUGGAAGCCAAAUUCCCAGCCAAAGGAUCACCUGCUGUACUAUGGCUUCUCCACCUUCGCUAUUGAGCUGAAUGAACUCACCCCAGACCUGAAGCCUUUCCUGCCUCCUACAGACAGCCGCCUGCGUCCAGACCAAAGGAUGCUGGAGUAUGGAAAGAUGGAUGAAGCAGACUUAAAGAAAGAUGAUAUAGAGGAAUUUCAGCGGGAGCGGAGAAAACAGCUCGGCAAAAAGGGGGAGGAACAUGUUCCACGCUUUUUCAAGAAAGCCAGAGAUUCCUGCGGACGGGACGUCUGGUUGACAAACGAGAUGUACUGGAAGCUCAGAGAAAAUCCGGGUUUCGCUAAUAUCGAAAACAUAACUGUUUGGUGAUGAGACGACAGAGGAUCGACAACGCUAGACAAAAUACUCAUGUGAGAGAGGGAUUGAAAAAUAUCACCGGUGGAUAUUUGGACAGCAUGUAUGAACCGCUCUGAGAAACGUGCAGGGUGGAGAUAGUGCUGCUGGUCUCUUCUCGUUCCUUUUGUUCCAUGACUGGCUCAUGGGAACCCUUGUAGUCCCAUCAGACCAGACAAGUUACCCAGCAUCCAAUACAGGGGAAGAAACAUGGAAAAGCUCAUCAAGAUACAUUUUCUAAUGCGUUUUAAUAUAUUUUUUAGACUACUUCAGUCAUCGCAUAUAUCUUUAUAUUUUUGAGAAUUUUACAGUUUUCUGAAGAAAAGCAUGUGUGAUGCACACCCUGCAGACCUUGAGAUGAAUAAAUGACUAGAAAUUAAAUUGAUAACUAUUUUAAGGUUAUCACAUUUGCAUUUCUCUCUCAGGUUAGUAAGAGGCCUAUUAUGUUAGUGUAUAAAAUGUAAAGAUUCAAUCAAAUCAUGUCCUCCUCUCAUAAGUACACUUCUUUGACUUUAUAAAUGUACUGAAGUUAAUGCUACAGCCACGGCUGGAUUACUAACUGGGCAAAGGGGGCAACAGACGAGAUGUCCAAGUGGUUUGUAGUAAUUUGAUUUAUUGCAAAUGUGUUUGAGGAAUUUGCACCUCAAUAGCACAAUUAAGACAAGAACAUUAAACUUGCAGAUAAUUAUCACCAGAUUCUGCAGCUCCCCUCAGUUUUACGGAGCUUUAUACUGAGUUUCAGCUCAUUGUUGAGCUGUCCAGCCCACAACCUUACUGUUUUGGUUCACUCUCACCACUCUCACGGCACCAUUUUCAGUCGCAGCAGUUAGAUGUUUUCAGAGAGACAUCUUUAAAAAGCCACUGUACACUACCUGCUCGGCAGCAAACAGCUGGCACGGAUAGAGACUAGCUGCUAACAUUGUGGAACAUUAAGGAGACAAACAUUUCCCUCAGAAGUUGGUUGAGGCCAAAAACAGAGCUGAAAGACAGUGAAUGUUUCAUCAGGUGGCCAGAAACCUUCGGAUGCAACGAUUAGUCGAUCAACAGAAAAUGAAACGGCAGUUCUUUUGUUAGGCAAACCUUUUCUGGUUCUCAAAACUGAGGAUUUGCUGCUUUCCUUUGUCAUACAUGAUUGUAAACUGAAUAUUUUUUGUGUUUUGGACUGUCGGUCGGUCAAAACGAGACAUUUGAAGGUGUCACCUUGCCCUGUGGGAAAUUUUAAAAGACAAUUUUCAAUGUAACGAUUAAUUUAAUAUUUAAAGAAAGUAAUUGUCAGGUUAAUCCACAAUGAAAAUGAUUUCUAGUGUAAUCCCUAAUAAUAAUGUUGCAACUAUGUGCUAACAAGAUGGCCAUAAAAGUGAUCAUGUGUCAAUGUUGUGUUCACAAGUGUCCAAAAGAAAAGUGUUAUUGCAGAUUUAAGGCAGGAGCUGCAUUUGUCUACCUGUGCAUGAACUGUGCAUAUGUAUAAAUACAAUUAUGUUCAACCAAAUGAUUACCAACAGGAAGUAAAAACCCCUCUUCCAGGCUAAUCAUGCAAUAGCUACAGUAUAUUUACUACCUAUCUAUUGGUGCACCAGUACUGACGUGAUGCAUACAAAGUACUCCAACUUGGUAUCUGUGACUUUUACAUUACUGAGAACUGAGAAUGAUGCUGAAGAUGAUCAUCAUCACCUACUUAGAGGAAAUAACGAUAAACCCCAAGACAGUAUCUGUCUAAAUAUUUGGGGGCAUUCCUUAGAGUAUAUGAUGGUGCAAAGUUUAUUAGAUUUUUUUGAACGUAUCAUUUAAAAAAAUAACAAUAAGAAACAUCAGCAUAUACAUAUUUAAAAGAGGAGGUGAGAUGUUUUUACUGUAUUUGUAUGUCAUUAAUAGUGAAAAGAAUAUCCAGCUGGUUGGAAACAUUUAGAUAUUUAUACAGUAACGUUACAACUGUGUUUUUAUUUUUCAGUGGUAUCAAUUUAUUAUAACUGCACUUGACUACAGAUAAUGUAUACUCAUGGUAAGUAAGACUUUUGUUUGAAAAUGUUAUGUGAAUUCUCACAUCAUUUUAAAAAGGCACUUUUUUGUUCAGUUGAUCAAAAGUUCUGCCUACAUUAAAUAAAAGGAUAAUAAAAAGCAGAGAUUUUUCAUGUG